AUGCCUAGAGAUCCCUUAAUUGGAAUUGUCGGAAAACCUUCUUCCGGUAAAUCCACGACCUUAAACUCCCUCACGGACGCUGCGGCCCAGGUUGGUUCUUUCCCGUUCACGACAAUCGAGCCGAAUAGGGCUACUGGAUAUCUGCAAGUGAAGUGUGCAUGUGCCAGAUUUGACAAACAGAAGCUUUGCAAGCCUAAUUACGGGUGGUGUAGUAAUGGCAAGAGACACAUACCAAUUAUGCUUCUCGAUGUGGCCGGGUUGGUGCCUGGUGCGCAUUCUGGCCGUGGACUGGGUAACAAGUUCUUAGACGAUCUCAGACACGCAGAUGCGCUUAUUCACGUUGUGGAUGUGAGCGGGACUACCGACUCGGAGGGGAAGAACACAAGAGGUUACGAUCCUCUUUACGACAUCGAAUGGCUUCAAGACGAAAUUCGGCUCUGGAUAGAGGGGAACCUGUUGAAAAGGUGGGGGUCUAUCGUGCGUAGACACACCGCGACCAAGUCCUCCGUAGUCGACACUUUGCAGGCGCAGUUUGGUGGUUACGGUUCGCACGCUCCGAUGAUCCAGCGUGCGCUGCAACGUAUCAAGGGACUUCCACCGCUCGAAGAGUGGGACCAGGAUUGGAUCACACAAGUGGUCAAAUCGUUCAUGAUGGAGAAAUUCCCCACGGUGCUCGCGCUCAAUAAAAUUGACCACCCCGACGCGGACAAAAACGUCACGAAAAUCAUGCUCAAGCAUCCGAACACGAAGGCCGUGCUCACCAGCGCCGUGACGGAAGUUUUCUUGAGAAAGUUGAAAAAACAGCGGUUCGUUCACUACGAAGAGGGCACCGAGUUCGUCGAUACCAACGAGGAUGAUCCGGACAACCUCAAGCCGCUUGACGACAAACUGCUGCAACGCAUAGACAGUAUCCGGGACCUCGUUCUGUACAGAUUCGGCUCCACAGGCGUCGUGCAGGUGCUCCAGGCGGCCGCCGACGUACUGGACCUCAUCCCCGUAUACAUGGUGAGAAAUGUGCACACUUUCACGGGCGGAAGCGGCGAAAACGUCUUCCGUGACUGUUUCCUCGUCAAAAAAGGAACGCCCGUUUCCAAGGUCGCCCGCUACAUCAUGGGCGAAGUCACCAUUGCAGCCAUCGAGACUGUGAACGGCGUACGAGUCGGAGAUGACAGCGUAGUGGAGCCGGGGAAAAACGACAUUCUGACUUUUAAGCUUGCACCUAAAAGCGUGAACUAA
Lachancea mirantina is the source of this 1236-nucleotide messenger RNA. Lineage: Eukaryota; Fungi; Ascomycota; Saccharomycetes; Saccharomycetales; Saccharomycetaceae. The record is from the annotation of a GenBank genome assembly.